Eimeria acervulina is the source of this 522-nucleotide messenger RNA. RefSeq lists its product as hypothetical. Bases 1 to 522 code for a protein of 173 amino acids. Lineage: Eukaryota; Apicomplexa; Conoidasida; Eucoccidiorida; Eimeriidae. The transcript has a single exon. The record is from RefSeq and is a predicted model, not a curated record.
AUGCAGCCGGGGCCUCCUGCUGCUAAUGAAGGCAGCAGCAGCAAAGGGCGUCGCUUCAGGUGUACGCACACCUCAUCUAAUACGCAGAAACGAGGAGUUGCUGCAGCAACAGCACCACCAGCAGCAGCAGCAGUUGACGCAAAGCAAACGCAAGCACAACAAUACCAAGUACGACAGAAACAGCAGCAAAUGCGACGCUACAGCAGCAGCACCAGCAGCACCAGCAACAACAGCAGCAGCAACAGCAGCAACAGCAACAGCAGCAAACCUGGUGGUGCUCUAGGCCUCCCCAUAGAUGCUGCUGCGCCUGUGAUGAUUUUUCUUUGUUGUAAAGGUCUCGCAGCAGCAGGAGCCGUAGUUGCUGCAGCAUCGGUGUUUGCUGCAGCAGCAGCAGCAGGACCAGCAGCAGCAGCAGCAGCAGCAGCAGGCUUGUGGGGUGUGAAGGUCCUGAAAGCAAAGACAUCUAAGGGCCUCUUUGCCCUUCUCGUUCUUUCAACCUGCACUAAGUCAGCUAAAACCUGA